AUGGGUGCGGAUUUCGAUGACAGCAGCGGCAUGAACAUCGAAUGCGUUAGGAACGUUCCGGUUGAGGCUGAGCUAGCCGCCGCGACUGCCGCAAGUGCUGAGAUGGCUGGCACACCCAAGGCUGACGCAUUGGUGGACAUCGACAUAGGCCAUGUCGUUGAUUUGAAGGGCAGCCUCAGAGUCUUUCGGAAUGGGAUGCAGAUCCAGAUAGAACACAUGGUCAUCCUCCACACCACUGAGCAGGAGGUCAAAUUUUGGACGAAACUGCACAACUUUCGGAAGGAGGUGCUGAGCAAACCAUGGCACCUAGACAAGACCAAGAUACGCAAGUGCCGCAAGGAAGCUGAAGGAAAGGAGCCGACCCGCGAGAAGAAGAGGGCGGCAUCCUGUAUAGCAGGAGCUGCAAACCACGAGCUAUACCAUCGGCUUCCAGGUCACGCCCCUGCGGGUCGGCAUCUUGGAGGACGCCAACGGCGUGAUAUUGAGGUGAUCCCAAGCGCAGACACCACCGGAUAUCUCGAGAAUCAUUUUUCAGACCCCACGUCUCCGGCAACACCGCGUGUGCUGGUUAUCACGGGGGCAGGCGCAGCAUCGGGCCAUCUUCCUGUUGUGACUGCUGGCGGCGCCCUUAACUCCAGCGAGGAGUCCAGUGUGUCCAGUGUGCAGGCGAGCUUGACCUCCGUUGCCAACUUCACACCCUUAGUCCCCGUUGUGACAAAGGUUGUGGAUGUGGGAACAGCACAAGUCCUGCCAAGCCCAACUUCCCAGCCGGACACUUCUGGAACUGUGCAGACAAGUCUUGUCAAGACGGGACAGAAUACUCAGAUCCCCCUGUUGACAAAGAUCAUCGCCAGCCCGUCAACCACAGUCGCCACAUCAUCUAUUGCCACACCACGACUGAAUCUCCCCAAGAUGAACUUGAUCUCGGCGGACAUCUUUGCCGUACCUGUCGCGACUUCGGCGCCUGCCGGUGUCAUAGGUCGACGGAGUGACCAUCCCGUCCCACGCCUCGGGAUCACAGGGACCGGCCCCUUGGAGACGAACAAGUUCUACGCUGCAGCCUUCCUCGGCGGCCAGACAAGCCCUAUCUACCUCGUCCCGUACUCGGUUUCCUGGGCGAAGGGUCAAGGGUCAUCGGGAAGCUGGGGAAUGUCCAUCUCGCACAUUGACCCGAAUCAGCGUGUUUACGGACCCGUCAGGACGAACAAUGCCGUCGGCUAUUACAUCAACCCCGUUGGCAUCCAGUCUGUUGUUCUCUCCGCUGCAGAACUUGGCUCCUCAACGGUACUCACCACCGACAGCCUGACGCAGUUCUCGGUCCGGGUCAGUCUUCGCCCCAGCGCCGGCGCAACACCCGCUGUCCAGUUUCCCCUCGUGAUAGGAUCAGGCUUUGUCACGGCCAUCUACGCCGGUGCCCACCCCGUCAUCAACACGGGAGUCUUUUUCAAGACUGUGACUGAAGUGGUCCAGGCUCCCAAGGCUGGCGUGGUCAAGUACAAGCUGUAUCUCGAGGACGGCAAGACCUGGAUUGUCUAUGCGCGUCACACUAAGGGCAACCCGCUUGAUCUCCAGGUCACGGGCAACAAUGCUGCCAAAGCCAAGAGCGCGUUUUACGGCACGAUCCAAAUUGCCAAAGACCCUGGUGGGUUUGAGUCCACCUAUGAUAAGGCAUCUGGCUGCUACACGAUGGGCAUUGCUCUCUCGGGAACCGCCCAAUCUCUUAAGGGGACCUACACAUUCAGUUUCCUCAAAUCUGGGCUGGUGGCUAACACCCCGGCCCUUAUGUGGGCUUUGCCGCAUCAUUUUCAGACAAUGGAUGCUGACACAAGGAGAUCUUCUACCGGGUUGAAGCUCAACACACCGACCAAAGGUCAGGCUACCCUUAUGUAUGCUGACAGGUGGACAAUGGUCGAAUAUCAAAUGCCCAUCAGCAUGGCAUUCAACCCUUGGUCGCCGGUUCAAGGCACACGGGUGGUCAGGUCGGCCUCGGUCCGGGCAGCGAUCCGUGCUGUUGCUGUGUCGGAGAUCUCGCAGGACAUGGACGCCCAAGCAAACCAGCCUUCGAUGUACUUUGCUGGAAAGGCACUGGCCAAAUUUGCCUCGGUCUGUUUCACGGUCAAUAAUCUUGUCGGCGACAGAGCGCUGGCGCAGACCUGCCUUACCAAGCUCAAGGGCGCCUUCUCACGCUUUACGCAGAACAGACAGCAGUUCCCUCUCGUGUACGAGAGUGCGUGGAAGGGCGUCGUUUCUUCUGCGUCCUACACGACCGGAAACUCUGGCGAGGACUUUGGCAACACCUACUACAACGAUCAUCACUUCCACUACGGCUACCACGUCUUCACUGCUGCAGUCAUUGGCUACCUAGAUCCGUCUUGGAUUCCCGCCAACAAGGACUGGGUGAACUCUCUUGUCCGAGACUACGCGAACCCCAGCACCAGAGAUCAAUGGUUCCCGGUGUCUCGCAUGUUUGACUGGUACCAUGGCCACAGUUGGGCCCACGGUCUCUUCGACGCCCUGGACGGAAAGGCAACAGACACUGACAAAAGCUGCAUUCAGGACCAAGAGUCGAGCUCAGAGGACACCAUGUCCAUCUACGCGCUCAAGAUGUGGGGUAUGGUCUCUGGCGACGCCAACAUGGCGGCGAGGGCCAACCUGCAACUGGCCGUCAUGAGCCACUCGCUCGACGACUACUACCUGUACCAAAACACCAACAACAUCCAGCCGUCCAACUUCAUCGGCAACAAGGUGGCCGGCAUCCUGUUUGAGAACAAGGUGGACCACACGACGUACUUUGGUACCAACAUUGAGUACAUCCAGGGCAUCCACAUGCUGCCUCUCCUGCCGCACACCCCCAUGUGCCGCAAGCCGGUCUUUGUCAACCAGGAGUGGGACACGUUCUUUAGCAACGGGCGCGUCAACAGCAUCGCCGGCGGCUGGAAGGGCAUCCUCAUGGGCAACCGCGGCACCACGAGCCCGGCGGAGGCGUACGCGUUCUUCAGCUCCCCCAGCUUUGAUCAGUCGUGGCUGGACGGUGGAGCGAGCCGGACGUGGUAUAUGGGAUACACUGCUGGUAAGUGA
Messenger RNA from Thyridium curvatum, 3078 nucleotides. RefSeq lists its product as uncharacterized. Bases 1 to 3078 code for a protein of 1025 amino acids. Gene Ontology annotation, molecular function: glucan endo-1,3-beta-D-glucosidase activity; endo-1,3(4)-beta-glucanase activity. The record is from RefSeq and is a predicted model, not a curated record. Lineage: Eukaryota; Fungi; Ascomycota; Sordariomycetes; Thyridiales; Thyridiaceae. The transcript has 4 exons. Gene Ontology annotation, cellular component: cell surface.